This is a messenger RNA of Dendronephthya gigantea, 2605 nucleotides long. RefSeq names its product S1 RNA-binding domain-containing protein 1-like. Bases 84 to 2435 code for a protein of 783 amino acids. Lineage: Eukaryota; Metazoa; Cnidaria; Anthozoa; Malacalcyonacea; Nephtheidae. Gene Ontology annotation, biological process: translation; nucleobase-containing compound metabolic process. The record is from RefSeq and is a predicted model, not a curated record. Gene Ontology annotation, molecular function: mRNA binding; structural constituent of ribosome. The transcript is spliced from 17 exons.
GGAAGAAUCCUGUAAAAAGCGAAGUUUUUUUUCAAGUAAAAUGGUGUUUUCGCUGCUAAGAUGGUUAAUUUUUAUGUCUAAUAAUGAGUGCUGAUAAACGUUCCACUACCAGCAGCCGAAAUAGGAAUAAGAACGCAAUAAACCUUAUAACGCAAGAAAUAAUCCGGUUUAUUGCCGACGAUGUCGAAGUCGACUUUCAAAAGUGUGAGAGCGUCAUUCGUCUUCUGUCUGCAGACAACACCGUGGCGUUUAUUGCAAGAUAUAGACGACAUGAAACUGGAAUUCUUGAUGCACAAAAGAUUCGUUUGAUUCAACAGUCCUUGGAGACAGCGAAGACUAUUGAGAACCGAAAGCAAACAGUCUUAAAAAGUAUCGGCACAAAACUAACCCCAGAAAUACAGCAAAGUCUAAAACAAGCAAGAAGCUUGCAAGACGUGGAAGAUAUUAAUGCACCAUUUAAACCUGGGUCAAAGGGAACUCUCGCUAAUAGAGCCAGAGAACUUGGUUUAGAAAAAGCUGCAGAACUUAUCCGUAGCCAUUCAAAUAUUGAAAACUUAACAUCCUUUGUACAACUAGGGAAAGUAGGCUUGUCCAGCAAUACUGAGGUUAAUAAAGGUGUUCAGCAUAUAAUUGCAGACAAUAUAUCCAAGGAUAAAGAGACAUGUGAUCUGCUCAAACGCAUGUUUGAAGGUCGCCACACUACUAUAGAAACAAAAGUUCUUGUAAAAUGUAAGAAAGAGACAAAGUACAAGGAUUAUCAUGAAAGGUAUCUGAAACUCAAUGAAGCUAAACCUCAUCAGAUUCUGGCAAUUAAUCGGGCUGAAAAAGAGAAAAUUAUACAUGUAAGGUUCAACUUUCCAGAAAACAUUGAACAAAGGUUCAUAUAUGAAGUGGAGAGAAGAAAUAUUUUUUCCACUUAUGGAUCUUCUGGUUUUGUUCGUGGUAUGAUGACUAACUCAUUGAUGGAUGCGUACAACAGGCUGAUGAUACCAAAACUGACGAGGCAAAAAAGGAGUGAAUUGACAAAGAAAGCAGAACGUGAAGCUGUCAAUGUCUUUUCAAGAAAUCUACGUCGACUUCUUUUGACUCCUCCCAUACAAGGCGAAGUUAUUCUCGCUAUCGAUCCUGGCUUUCAACAUGGCUGUAAAAUAGCUGUUGUUAGUGAACAUGGAGCUGUUCUGGAUACAGCCAUUUUGGAUUUGUUGGGAUCUAGUACACGGCUCUGUGAGGAAAGAUUGCAAGGUCUUCUCAUACAACAUAAUUGUCAUACAAUUGCCCUCGGAAAUGGCAAGGGAUGUCGUGAAACAGAGAAUUUUAUUACUCGGAUGAAGAAGGCGGGAAAACUAAAGAAGAAUGUUCGUUACAGUAUCGUUGGCGAAGACGGGGCGUCGAUUUAUAGCGUGUCGAAAGAAGCGCAAAAGGAGAUGCCGAACCUUGACGUGAACCUACGAAGCGCAGUUUCAAUAGCGAGGCGUCUUCAAAAUCCUAUGUUAGAAUUGAUCAAAAUUGAACCAAAACAUCUUGGUGUCGGAAUGUAUCAGCACGACAUCCCUGAGCAACUCUUACAACAAGCAUUGAAUGGCGUUCUUGAGGAUUGUGUUAGCUUGGUCGGUGUUGACUUGAACGCAUCCAGCAUUCAUGCACUAAAGCGAAUUGCUGGUUUAAAUGAACGCAAAGCAAAGGAGAUUAUUGCAUGGCGCGAUUCAAACGGUCCAUUUCGAAGUCGUGAACAAUUAAAGUUAGUUAAAGGUGUUGGGGAGAAGACCUUUGAACAAUGCGCAGGUUUUGUCAGAAUAUUCCAUCAUUCUCCCGAGGAGAUUAUCCCCAUCUCUAAAGAGGACAAUUGUGAGCCGGAAAAUAAAAAAAUGUCCGGAAAAAGAAAAGCGGAAGGAAGUGGGCCGUCGGCUAGUAAGAAGAGGAAACACACGCCAGCACAGAUCUCUUUAAGUAUACUGGAUUCGACUUCUAUACAUCCCGAGUCGUACGCAACCGCCAAAGAACUGCUCAACUUGUGCAAUGGCAGUUUAUCAGAUAUUGGGAAACCACGAAUGAAUGAAAAUAUUGAUCGUCUAAUUAAGAACAAAGGUUUUCCAGGGCUUUGUUCGUCGCUAAAAUGUGACCCGGAAACUUUGCGUCUCAUCGUAAAUGGGUUGUGUCAAGGUAUUGGUUAUGACAUAAGACGAGAUUUUUCCAAGCCACUGUUCCGAGAAGGAGUUAUGUCGAUCGAUGAUCUCAGAGUCAACACGCGUCUUUCGGGACGAGUUACGAACGUUACGACAUUUGGAGCGUUUGUAGACAUUGGUGUUGGUCGUGAUGGACUGGUACACAAGUCGAAGUUACCUUUAUCUGGAGACCUUGGUGCUGGUGAUAUUGUUGAAGUUGUGUGUACUGAUAUAGACAAAACGAAUAAUCGAAUAUCACUUCGAUUGAUAUAGCUGUUGUGGUUUCUAGUUCAAUUGACUGUAGAAGCAUGUUUUGGGUAGUUACCCUGGUAUAAAUCACAGGGAUAAGUUGUAGCUAAUGUCUAACCCUACGCUAUGACAUGAAUGAUGACAAUAAUCACUGAUGAGUUUCCAUUUGGUGGUUGAGAAAUACGGUGUGCAGA